AGAGAUCGGCCUCGGCCUCCCCCGCGCCGGUCCGCCAGUCGACCCACUGGCGGCAGGUGCUUACCUGGUGCCCAGUCCUCCAGCGGUCAGGUCGUAUCCAAAAAGAAAAGCGACACCGACUUGGCCCAGGUGAUUCUUCGUUGGGGGGUUUGGAUGGGUUUUCUCAGGCGCUCAUAGAUGGAUCUCGGCAACCACCUGCACCCCCGCGUCUGUCAGCCAGUUUGAUUUGCGGCCCGCUGGGACCAUGUCUCACUUUUCAGCUUGCUUUUUCAAGCGAGGCUGCAGCGAGUUCGGCGACCAUAACCCGAACAUGGCAAGCCCCGCAUGCCUCUUGAUAACACACCUGAGAAACUGACUUCCACUCCUCCGCCUUCCCCAGGAUGUGGCACAAUUUUUAAUUUUUGUUUUUGAUCCGAACAUCAUUGUCGGGACUUGCCCGGCGGCCGUUUAGAGUGCUCAAACAUGCCUCGAGUCCAAGAUGAGGUCGCCCAGGCGGGUGGCUGGGGGCUAAACCUCGUGCAUGAUGGUUCGGGUGAGGGGGAUGCGAAACAGAAGUUGCGCCUUGACAUCGUCCUGGUUCAUGGGCUUGGUGGUGACCCGAACGGCAGUUGGAUAACCAAGAACGGGUUUCUCUGGGCCAAGAAUGCACUUUCGCCGUCUAUCCCCAACCUCAGGGUCUUUGUAUACGGAUAUUCCGGUACCCCCAAUAGUACAUGCAACAAAACGACGGCCCAGAGCAUCGCAAUUAAUCUCCUUGGUCUUCUUACCGACCACAGGGGCAAGCCACAUCUAGAAUCUCGCCCUCUGAUCUUGGCCGGGCACAAUCUAGGUGGAAACAUCAUCAAACACGUCCUUGUGGUGGGGAACUCUAGGCGCAGCUAUCGAGACAUCCGUAAUUCUAUCUGUGGGUUUCUCUUCUUCGCGACACCUCACAAGGGUCUUGAUGCACGCACGUUCAAUAAAUUCAUGAUGUUGAAUAAGCCCCGGGGCGUUCGGUUCCGCAACAACCCGCCAAGUGAACUGCUCGAGGAAAUGGACAGAAACUACAGGUGGACGGACAAUCUCUCGAACCUCUUUCGGAUGGUCGCCGAUGAUAUCCCCCAUCUCAGGGUCCUUGGCCUACUAGAGGGCGCCUACGUCCCUCGGAUGAAGGAAGUGAUCGUGAACGACGCCUCCGGCAGCCUGGAUUGGGCAAAUGAAACUGUAACCAAGCUGGACGGGGCAGAUCACAUCCAGAUAUGCAAGUUGGGUGGAGGUGAGUCCGAUACCGAAGCAACAAACAACGGAGUGCGCGUUCUGGCGCAGCAGAUCCACGCCAUCGUCACCAAUUGGCCUAAACCGACUACGCUCGAGGACAAAAACGGCCGCGCGCUGCAGCGGCUGGGUAUUUCCAAGAUGCAGCCUAGCCCGCGGCCUGUUGUACCCGCCGAGGGCACGUGCGAGUCAGCCGCUCAAGAGUGUUUUGAUAACUGGCCUGUUAGAGCCGAGGAUGGGAACUUCAGCACCCUCUGGGUCCGGGGGCCGGAAGGGUGCGGAAAGGCCCACCUAGCCAAACACAUGGCGGAGCGGUGGCGGAACUACAGACGCCCUAACUCUUCCGGACCCCAGCACCGGGCCAUCGUCGCGCACUGCUCGGUCAGUGACAUGGCCGCCCAGUACAGAACGGCCAGUUGCGUGGCCGUGUGCUGGCUCCGCGAGAUCCUCGAUGCCCAGCCGACGUCGGUCAGUCACCUGACGACCAAGUUCGAGAAAGAGGUUAAUGACUUCGGGCAAUACGUAUGCGAGUGGAGGGAAGCGCGCAUCGUUCACCUCUGGCAGGAAGUGAUCCUCGCUGUGGCCGACGAGGUGGACUUGGUUUUCGUCGUCGACGGGGUGGACAAGUGUCAUGACGCGCAGGCCGCCGUGCCAACUCUCCUCGACUGGGUAGCUGAGGUGGCCCUCAAAGCAGCCGAAAGUCCGCGUCGCAAGGCCCAAUUCCAGGUCCUAGUUUUCUCCAACGACUCAGAGGAGUUCCGCCAUCUGAACCAGAUUCCGGUGCACCAGCUCAGCACAAAAGGCUUCGAGAAUGACGUCAAGUGUGCCGUAAGAGAUCGCGUGAAGGCAAUCCUGCACAGGUAUGGCAAGGGUAAAGAGCCUGACGAAACGCGAGGUCCACGGCGUGAUGGAGAGGUCGGCGAGAACGCUGGCGGGGCGGGGGAGAGCGAACUCGAGAGGCUGCUCUGGAAGACGAUCUCGGGUGGUGAGGAGAAGACACAUCUGUGGGCUGCUGUCCUCGUGGGCGAAAUCGAGGCCGCCAAUUUCUCGGACAAGGCGGUUUUGAUCAAGUUCCUCGAUUUUCUCAACAAUAGCCCCGAGGGCGGCAAGUUCGAUGCGCUCUAUCGUAUUAUCAUCGAGCGAAUCUUCUCGACCGGCGGCGGGCUGGCAAGGCAUUCUCUCAACGUGCUUUUCUGGGUUAUGCACCAUAUUGGUGCCAUCAACGCAGAGGAAUUACAGACAGGGUGCGGCCUGCUCGACGCAGCCGGGUUCGCACAAGCUGAUUCAGGAGACGAGCCUCCUGAGAGGCACAUCCAGGAAGUGGACGUGGAGAGGACUCGCGUUCGUUAUUCCACCCUACGUUGGGCUGUUCAAAACUGCGGGGGGCUGAUCAAGGGCUGGCCUCGAGGGCUUUGCCUCAUUCACGACUCGUUUCGGAAGUUUUUCACAACCUGCAAAACCUCCAUUCACCAGCACUACCGCUGUUCCCAAGAACAUGCGGACAAGCUUAUUAGCCGCCUUUGCGGUGAGUAUCUCCUCUUGCCCCGCUUCAGCAAUGCCGGCCCCUCGGUAGCCGUGGUGACGGCGCAGGAGAGGAACGAAUGGGAAGAUAAAGUCCACAACCGUAUAAAGAAGAACAAAUUCGUGCGCUACGCAUCGCUGCGCUGGACUGAGCACCUCCAGAGGUCGGGAUCUCCGUUCAAACCGCGGCAUAUGAAGUAUAAGAAACGGUCGCGAUUCCAAAGGCUCUUCGACCCCGAGACGGGAUACAUGAGAAACUGGACUGAGGUGCUGUGGUUCUGGACUAAGUCCGCCGAAGGUGUGACAUAUCCCGCCAGGAAUUUCCCUUGGGAGCUCUUCGUCUGGAAAAAGUCCAAACAUUGGCGGCCUGAACCGAAGCUGCCGCGACUACCUCCCCCACAACCACCCAGCUCACCACCCAGCUCACCACCCGGCGCACAACCCGGCUCACAACCCGGAUCACCACCGGGCUUGGGAUAUUCGGAUGGCGAACGGCCUAUCUUAGACACCCGCUCUCCUGAAGCGCCGAAUGAGGGCAAAGGUUCUAAGGAAACAUGGUGGCGCAAAAAGCGGGUUUGGUUUGUUAUUGCGGCCCUCGUCGUCAUCGUCAUCGGCGGCACGGUUGGCGGCACCCUCGGGUCACGACGUUCUAGUUAAAGCAACGAAGGACAAGAGCCAAGGGCAGGACCAUGAGGACAGUUCUUC
Molecule: messenger RNA, 3480 nt
Organism: Chaetomium fimeti
Lineage: Eukaryota; Fungi; Ascomycota; Sordariomycetes; Sordariales; Chaetomiaceae
Exons: 5
Coding region: 463-3432 (989 amino acids)
Source: RefSeq, a predicted model, not a curated record